AUGCAGACUGAGAACAUGAUUCCUGGGAGCGGAUCUGGUUCGUGGCCACCAGCUUGUGACGGUGGCCUGAAGAUUGUGGGUCUAGUGAUCCUCCACUGUGUCGUGGCAGAUGGGAAUGCAACCAGAAGUCCUGAAAGGGAUGGCCUACUCUGUGGAGAUCCUGGGGAAAACUGCGCAGCUACCACCAUGCAAUCGAAGCGGAAAGGCCACUUCUCUCGGUGCCCCAAGCAAUACAAGCACUACUGCAUCAAAGGGAGAUGUCGCUUCGUGGUGGCCGAGCAGACGCCCUCCUGCGUCUGUGAUGAAGGCUACACUGGGGCAAGAUGUGAGCGAGUUGACUUGUUUUACCUCAGAGGAGACAGAGGGCAGAUUUUGGUGAUUUGUCUGAUAGUAGUUAUGGUGAUUUUUAUCAUCUUGGUGGUCGGUGUCUGCACAUGCUGUCACCCUCUUCGGAGGCGUCGCAAAAGAAGAAAGAAAGAAGAAGAAAUGGAAACUCUUGGUAAAGAUAUAACUCCAAUAAAUGAAGAUAUUCAAGAAACUAGUAUUGCUUAGUGGCUGGUGCAAGCUGCAAAAUGCCUUGCUCAUUCGAAAAUGGACAGAAUGUGUCUCAGGAAAACAGUCAGGAGAAAUGAAUUUUAAAUAAUGUAUUUACUUUUUGUUUGUAAUGUUAGUCU
Lynx canadensis (Canada lynx) is the source of this 674-nucleotide messenger RNA. It is a transcript of the gene BTC, whose product is annotated as betacellulin. The transcript is spliced from 6 exons. Lineage: Eukaryota; Metazoa; Chordata; Mammalia; Carnivora; Felidae. Gene Ontology annotation, biological process: positive regulation of cell population proliferation; epidermal growth factor receptor signaling pathway; positive regulation of mitotic nuclear division. The coding region runs from base 1 to 552 and encodes 183 amino acids. The record is from RefSeq and is a predicted model, not a curated record.